GAGAGGAGCAGCGGCGGCGCCGGGCCGCGCUCGGAGACAGCGGGCGGAGGCGGGCGCGCUCCGCGGCCUCGUCCCGCCCUUCCUUCCAGCUCUCCCGCGCGCUCGGAAGUUGGUGGCGGGCGACGAAGAUGGCAGGAGCCGGGGCCCGGGCCGGCAUCCUCAGCGCAGCGGGGACCUGCUGAGCGGGGCCGCCGGGGACGCGCGCAGGGCGCCGAUGAACUGGGCGCGGGGCCGCGGGGCAGCGCAGCCAGCCGCCGGGAUGGACGCGUGCGCGCGGGGAGGGCGUGCCGCGGCGCCGGGCCGCGCGCUGUGAGCCCAGAUCCCGCCGAGGGCUCCGCCGACCACACCCUCGGCCCGCAGCCGCCGCGGCGCCGCCCCCCACCCCAGGCAGGGCGGCAGGAGGUGCACCCGGGGCGGCCGCCGAAGCAGGACCGUGCCAGCGGCCGGAGUCGCGGCGUCUGAAGCCCACGUGCGCCGCGGAGCCCGGAGUGAACGGAGCGCGUACCCCGCGCGUCUCCACGAGGAAAGGAUUUCGGUUUCAAAGAGAGGAAGGAAGGAAGGACAACUCCCAGCGUCCCCGUCCCGCCCUCCUCGCGCCGGGCCGGGCCGGGCCAUGCCCAGGAAGGCGGCGGCGGCCCUGCCGAAGGGACUUUCCGGGCGGCGCGGCGGCGAGGCUCGCGGGCUGUGAGUGCACCCCGCCCGGUUCAUGCGCCCUGCGAGCCCCUCAAGAGGCCGGACGCCGCAGCCCCUCGCCGUGCCCACGAGAGCCGCCUGGCGCCCCCGGCCCGCCGCGUUGGAUGGCAUGAUGCCGCGCGCACGGCGCCGAGGCGCGGGCCAUCAGAGACGCGGGCGCGGCGGCGGAAGCGGGGUCCCCAGCGGCAUGCCAGUGCCCCCCGGGCGCGAUGGCUAGCGGCAGCGCCGGGAGGCCCACCGGUGAGGCCGCGUCUCCGGCUCCCGCGGGCGCCGUUGGCGGGCGGAAGAAGCUGAUGUCCGUCUGUGACCACUGCAAGGGCAAGAUGCAGCUGGUGGCUGACCUGCUGCUGCUGUCCAGCGAGGCACGGCCAGUGCUUUUCGAGGGUCCUGCCUGCGCGGGCGCCGAGUCCUUCGAACAGUGCCGGGACACCAUCAUCGCGCGCACCAAGGGGCUCUCCAUCCUCACCCACGACGUCCAGAGCCAGCUCAACAUGGGCCGCUUCGGAGAGGCAGGGGACAGCCUGGCUGAGCUGGGUGACCUGGUGGUGUCACUGACCGAGUGCUCUGCGCAUGCUGCCUACCUUGCGGCUGUGGCUACACCGGGUGCACAACCGGCGCAGCCUGGUUUGGUGGACCGCUACCGCGUGACCCGCUGCCGGCACGAGGUGGAGCAGGGCUGCGCUGUGCUGCGGGCCACCCCGCUGGCUGACAUGACCCCGCAGCUGCUGCUGGAGGUGUCGCAGGGUCUGUCGCGCAACCUCAAGUUCCUGACAGACGCGUGUGCCCUGGCCAGUGACAAGUCUCGGGACCGCUUCUCACGCGAGCAGUUCAAGCUGGGCGUCAAGUGCAUGAGCACGUGCGCAUCGGCGCUGCUGGCCUGCGUGCGCGAGGUGAAGGUGGCACCCAGUGAGCUGGCUCGCAGCCGCUGCGCGCUCUUCAGCGGGCCACUGGUGCAGGCGGUGAGCGCGCUGGUGGGCUUCGCCACCGAGCCGCAGUUCCUGGGCCGAGCGGCUGCCGUGAGCGCCGAGGGCAAGGCGGUGCAGACCGCCAUCCUGGGUGGCGCCAUGAGCGUGGUGUCAGCUUGCGUGCUGCUGACCCAGUGCCUCAGGGAUCUGGCGCAGCACCCCGAUGGGGGCGCCAAGACGUCGGACCACAGGGAGAGGCUGAGGAGCUCGGCCUGCGCCGUGUCUGAAGGCUGCACCCUGCUAUCUCAGGCUUUAAGGGAGAGGUCUUCGCCCAGGACUUUACCGCCAGUGAAUUCCAAUUCUGUGAAUUAGCAUCCCCAUCCCUUAUUCCACCCCCAGGCUAAGGGAAGACACUUAAUCUCUGCCCCUCUCCAUUUAUACCAAAGAAAUCACAGGUGAACCCCGUCCCCCGCGUCCCAUGCUCAGUGCUCCAGAGUAAUCCCCUGGAAAGGCAAGACCAUCGGUGCCUGGCCCAAGCAUUCCUGAGUGUGGGUAAUGGUCGCGGUAUUACCCUUCAUCCCACCCCAGCCCAUCGACUAAAUUGAUAAGUAAUUGGGCAGGAAGGAGGUCAUGGGUUCAUUUUUUUUUUUUAAUUGAAAGAAAGGUUACCUCAGUUUUCACACCUUAGACAUGGAUGUAGCUACCUUUUGUAUGUCUUUUUUUUUUUUUUUAAAUUAGGAGUAUACUUGGUGUGGAAAGAGUAUGACUUUGCCAUGUGGUUUGCAAAUGGGGGGAAAGCUACUGUGAGCGUGUGUUUUAUUUUUAAUUUACACUAUAGAGUGAUUUUUUUUCCCCCAAUGUCAAGUUUUUACCUUGCAUGUACUGGAGUAUUUAUUUCAUCUAUUAAAAUGUUAUGUUUCUCA
Molecule: messenger RNA, 2521 nt
Organism: Cavia porcellus (domestic guinea pig)
Lineage: Eukaryota; Metazoa; Chordata; Mammalia; Rodentia; Caviidae
Gene: Tlnrd1
Product: talin rod domain containing 1
Exons: 1
Coding region: 903-1970 (355 amino acids)
Molecular function (GO): actin binding
Source: RefSeq, a predicted model, not a curated record